Messenger RNA from Entrophospora candida, 540 nucleotides. Lineage: Eukaryota; Fungi; Glomeromycota; Glomeromycetes; Entrophosporales; Entrophosporaceae. The record is from the annotation of a GenBank genome assembly.
AUGGAAUCAAUCGAAAUAACUGCAAAUAAUAACAGCGCGACUACGACAACUAUGGAGGGAAUUGUAACUACAAUUCCAGAGAAAACGUUUAUCGACUCCACAGGAACAGAAACCUUAACGAAAAAUCACAAUAGGCAAGAAAAUGGCAAUAACCAAAAUGAUAAAGGUCAUCAAUCAAAUCUUGGCGAUGCUAGCGAUAACCAGGGAAAAAAUAUUUUGGCGGAAAGCCUUGUCGAUUCUGCAACAUGUGGUCGAAGAAUGUUUCUAGCAUCAUUGAUUGUUGCGUCAAAAUAUUUACAGGACAAUAAUUAUUCAAAUAAUGCUUGGUCGAAGAUUAGUGGAUUAUCACUUAAAGAAAUUAAUUCGAUAGAACGAAGAUUUUUACAAUUGAUUGUUUACAACCUUUAUGUUUCAGAAGAAGUGUUUAACAAUUGGACAAAUUUAGGAAAUCAAACAGCCGAUAAUCACAAACGAAACUUUUUCAUGAUAAAUUCUUCCACAACCACAAUCUCUUCUAAAGAAUGCGAGGUUAAAGGCUAA